Messenger RNA from Westerdykella ornata, 1277 nucleotides. Its product is annotated as Triosephosphate isomerase. The coding region runs from base 354 to 1100 and encodes 248 amino acids. The transcript is spliced from 5 exons. The record is from RefSeq and is a predicted model, not a curated record. Gene Ontology annotation, biological process: glycerol catabolic process; gluconeogenesis; glyceraldehyde-3-phosphate biosynthetic process. Gene Ontology annotation, molecular function: triose-phosphate isomerase activity. NCBI's taxonomy places the organism in Eukaryota, Fungi, Ascomycota, Dothideomycetes, Pleosporales, Sporormiaceae. Gene Ontology annotation, cellular component: cytosol.
AAGGUACCGUAUGGAUGCGGAUCGGUACACAUUUUGGCGUCGAAUCCCGAGAGAUCUUGGGCUUCUCGAAUAUUCCUCUACUGUGUAAGACGAUCUGAACGGACUUUUGUUUAUCGAGUCGAUCUGUUUUUGCUUUUUCCCUCUCAUUCGUUCCCCAGCAGCGGUGGAACCCACGUCCGAAGCUCGCCGAAGGUCGCAGCUCGUCACUCGUCACACUGCCCCUCCCCCGCCAAACUCCACUCCUACAGAACCCUUCCCCAACGACAACUUGCAAUUCUUUGCUCAAUCUUCAUUUGAUACCCUUUGCUGAAUCUACAACAUCUACACUCCGUAUAACCUUUCUAUCCGUCAAAAUGGGUCGCCAAUUCUUUGUCGGUGGUAACUUCAAGAUGAACGGCACGAUCAAGUCCAUCAAGGACAUCGUCGAGAACCUGAACAAGGCAGAUCUGGAUCCCAACACCGAGGUCGUUAUUGCGCCUCCUGCCCUCUACCUCCUCCUUGUCCGCGAGCACCUCCCCAAGGGCAUCGAAGUUGCUGCACAGAACGUUUUCGAUAGGCCCAAUGGCGCUUUCACCGGCGAGAUUUCGGUAGAACAGCUGAAGGACAGCGGGAUUACCUGGACGAUUUUGGGACACUCCGAGAGGAGAGUUAUCCUCCAGGAGGACGACCAGUUCGUCGCCAGCAAAACCAAGGCAGCGAUUGACGGUGGACUGGGCGUCAUCCUGUGCUGCGGUGAGAGCUUGGAGCAGCGCGAGGCUGGCAAGACCAUUGAGGUGGUAACAAGACAGCUCAAGGCUGUCGCUGACAAGGUCAAGGACUGGUCAAAGAUUGUCAUUGCCUAUGAGCCCAUCUGGGCCAUUGGCACCGGCAAGGUCGCUACGACCGAGCAGGCACAGGAAGUCCACGCCGCCAUCCGCGCGUGGCUCAAGGCCGAGGUCUCUUCGGAGGCAGCCGAGAAGACCAGGAUCCUGUACGGGGGCAGUGUGACCGAGAAGAACUGCGGCGAUCUGGCCAAGCAGCCCGAUAUUGACGGCUUCCUUGUUGGCGGUGCUAGCUUGAAGCCGGCGUUCGUUGACAUCAUCAACGCCAGGAGGACGUGAAUACAUGGCCGCUUAUGAUCAAUCGACUCUUUUGAGAUAGUAAACGACGCAAUCGUUUUUUUAAGGGCAACACGGAUAUUUCCAUGGCGAGCAUCUUUAAAACAGCUUGGGCUAUGUGGCAAAAUCUUUGAUAGAUAUUUGGAUGCCAACUUAUACGCCCUUGACCCAACCUAAACC